Molecule: messenger RNA, 456 nt
Organism: Anthostomella pinea
Lineage: Eukaryota; Fungi; Ascomycota; Sordariomycetes; Xylariales; Xylariaceae
Source: the annotation of a GenBank genome assembly
AUGGCCCCCAAAGCCGCAGCUGCCCGCACGGUCUGGGAUGAUAUGACCAGAACGGACCUGCUGCAGGCCAUUAUGGACGUCUGUCCUCCGACCCUCGACGAGUGGCAGGCGAGGGGGCAAGGUCUGGACGCCGAGGGAGUCAUGCGUCAUGCUGCACCCGCGCGCACCGUAUGGGACGACACGACGAGAACGGACUUGCUUCAAGCAAUCAUGGACGUCUGUCCUCCGAACCUCGACGAGUGGCAGGCCGUCAUGGCCUUGCUGCACGCGAAGGGAUACAGGCCCGAUAAGCGAAGAACCACGGCCAGGACGCAGGACGAGACCAUUUGCCUUCUCCUGGUCAUGAUGCAGGCGGGCAACCCCGAGCUCAACAUGAGGGGCUGGCAGGGAAUUGUCUUUAGAGCCAACGCGGCCGGCACUGUCGUCGAGGAGGGAGGAUUCUGCAGCGGAACAUGA